This is a messenger RNA of Cynara cardunculus var. scolymus (artichoke), 1620 nucleotides long. RefSeq names its product 1-acyl-sn-glycerol-3-phosphate acyltransferase 2-like. Gene Ontology annotation, cellular component: endomembrane system. The record is from RefSeq and is a predicted model, not a curated record. The transcript is spliced from 11 exons. NCBI's taxonomy places the organism in Eukaryota, Viridiplantae, Streptophyta, Magnoliopsida, Asterales, Asteraceae. The coding region runs from base 77 to 1225 and encodes 382 amino acids. Gene Ontology annotation, molecular function: 1-acylglycerol-3-phosphate O-acyltransferase activity.
UUUCAUCUCUCUCUCUCUCUCUCCCUCUGGCUUUAAAGUCUGUGGAACGUCUCUGUAGACAAACGUAGUUGCGGCCAUGGCUAUCGCAGCAGCAGUUGUUAUCGUCCCUAUUGGCGUCCUCUUCUUCGUCUCUGGUCUCAUCGUUAAUCUUAUUCAGGCACUUAUUUUUGUGAUUGUACGACCAUUCUCGAAGAGUAUAUUUAGAAGAAUUAACAGAAUGGUGGCUGAGCUUCUAUGGCUGGAACUUGUUUGGAUCGUUGAUUGGUGGGCAGGAGUUAAGGUUAACCUAUACACAGAUCCUGAGACUYUAAGAAUGAUGGGUAAGGAACAUGCUCUUGUCAUUGCUAAUCAUAAAAGUGACAUUGAUUGGCUCAUUGGAUGGGUGUUUGCUCAGCGAUCAGGGUGUCUUGGUAGCACGUUGGCUGUCAUGAAGAAAUCAUCAAAAUUUCUUCCUGUCAUUGGUUGGUCAAUGUGGUUUUCUGAGUAUCUUUUUCUUGAGCGAAGCUGGGCUAAAGAUGAAAGUACUCUAAAGUCAGGUCUUCAAAGCCUAAAAGACUACCCUCAGCCCUUUUGGUUGGCUCUUUUUGUCGAGGGGACCCGAUUUACUAAAGCAAAGCUUUUAGCAGCUCAAGAAUAUGCAUCAUCAAUGGGGUUGCCUGUUCCUAGAAAUGUUCUAAUUCCACGAACAAAGGGGUUUGUUACAUCAGUGAGUCAGAUGAGAUCAUUUGUUCCUGCAAUUAUUGAUAUGACUGUUGCUAUUCCUAAAGAUUCAACUCCACCAACAAUGCUGAGGCUCUUUAAAGGCCAGUCUUCUGUGAUUCAUGUCAAAGUCACUCGCCAUUCAAUGAAGGAUCUACCAGAAUCAGAUGAAGCUGUUGCACAAUGGUGUAAAGAUAAAUUUAUCGUCAAGGAUGAUGUAUUAGACCAACAUAAAAUAGCAGAUGCCUUUCCUGAUUCAGAACUCGUUGACAUCGGCCGACCAUUGAAGUCUCUAGUGGUGGUUGUUUCUUGGGCAUGCCUGCUAGUUUUCGGGACCUUCAAGUUCUUGCAGUGGUCUAAUCUUCUAUCUUCAUGGAAGGGCCUCACAUUCGCUGCAGUUGGGUUGGCAACUGUUACCAUUUUAAUGCAGAUCUUGAUUCAGUUCUCUCAAGCGGAGCAUUCAACGCCUGCAAAGGUGGCCCCCGUGUUGUCUAGCAACGGCACUGUACGAGAAAAGAGUCAGUAAGUACAACUUGUUCUUGAACGGAUUGACCAAAUAGCCAUUCCUCUUCAUUUAUGAACAGAUGUGUGUAGUAAAGAACAGAAUGAAUAUCAAUCUAUCUGGUUAACAUUUUCAUCAGCUAGGUUCAGUUUAUGGUAGUGGUUUCAGUUUUAUGGUGUCUCUUUGACACCCAUAGUUUCAGAGAUCUCCGACAACCAUGGUGAAGGUUGCGAUGGGUAAAGGUUGUGGCGGCUUGGAUUUUUCCAGUUCUGCAGUUGUUGGUUCGAACCAUGGUUGUUUUGUGGCUCAUGAGAGAGGUGGAUAACGAUGGUGGGAUUGUGUGGUUCAGUGGUUUCAGUAUUGUGUUAGUGUUACGUUUAAAUUUGGUACUGGUCUUGGUGGUAUUUUGAUGAUUUUUU